AGGAAUCAGGAUGUAGACCAAAUAAAAAAGAAAUGGCACAAAGGAGCUGAAUGAAAAUAGGGCAGCAAAACUGAGUGCCGAUAAGUUCUGGCAGAGUCCUGCUACAUUUGGUCCAAAAACUACGUUCCACUGCCCAAGCUUAAGAACUUUUUGUUGGUCCGGUUCAGAAUGAAAUGAAUGGUCUGAGUAGUACGGGUAAAUAUGGAAACCAACCAACAACAGUUAGAUAAAUCUUAAAAGGAGAAGUUUGAAUGCAGAUUCACUCUUUAAUUUCACUUGAGGUGGUUGCAUUUUGCAUCAUCAUUCACAAAUUUCAACUAUUUUUCUCCCAAAUGAUUCACACCAACAGUUAAAAAAGAAACUCCCUUGAUUGAAGGGAGCACUUUUUGUCUUCUAAUCUCCUUUCAAGGCUAGGUAUCUAGUCAUUUAGCCUAGAACAAGAAAUAUCACCAAAGUCAAGAAUAAAAAGCAAAAAAUGAUAGAAGCGAGUGAGAAGUGCCGCUGGUCUAACAGUCAUCCAUAGCAUAUCGUCAAUGACAGACCAGGAGAACUUCCGGCCCAACAAAUCAUCCCUUUUUCACCCGUCUUGAUUAUGACCUCCUUCGCACACCACAAUAUUGGCGUUAGAUUGCAUUCCCCAAUUAUUUCACUUAGAUAAAACCAUCACCAUCAGAGUCAUUAACCUGCCACCAACGAAGAACCGUUUUAGUUAGUAAAGAAGGAAAGAUCCUUCUUGCAAACCAAUAUAAAUAUCACUCCAAAUCUGCAGAGACUUGAAAAAACAAACCUACCCCAACCAAACACAUUUCUAGUAUAACUUUUAGAGAGUUUCUUUGUCUCAUACUCAUAAUAUUCUCCAAAACAAACCCUUAUGGGAAACGUCCUUUUAGAAGCUUUGAACGUCCGAGUGGUUGGCUCCGGCGAAAAAAUCCUGGUGCUUGCUCAUGGGUUUGGCACGGACCAGUCGGCCUGGCAACGCAUUUUCCCACUUUUCACACCUUAUUAUCGUAUAAUUCUAUUCGACCUCGUUUGUGCUGGCAGUGUCAACCCUGAUUACUUCGAUUUUAGAAGAUACACUACGCUUGAUGCCUACGUUGAUGACUUGCUUAAUAUUCUUGAUGCUCUUGGCGUUAACCGUUGCGCUUACGUUGGUCACUCCUUCUCCGCCAUGGUUGGCAUCUUAGCUUCCAUUCGCCGCCCUGAACUCUUCUCCAAACUCAUUCUCAUCGGCGCUUCUCCUAGGUUUCUUAAUGACAAAGAUUACCACGGAGGGUUUGACCAAGGCGAAAUUGAGAAGGUUUUCUCAGCAAUGGAAGCUAAUUAUGAAGCCUGGGUCAACGGGUUCGCCCCACUAGCUGUGGGGGCUGAUGUGCCGACAGUGGUUCGAGAAUUCAGCCGAACCCUUUUCAACAUGAGGCCAGACAUAUCAUUAUUCGUUUGCAGGACCGUAUUCAACAGUGAUCUGAGAGGGAUACUUGGCCUAGUCAGAGUACCCUGUUGCAUAGUCCAGACAGCCAAGGAUGUCUCGGUUCCAGCUUCGGUCGCCGAAUAUUUAAGGAACCAUUUAGGGGGACGAACCACGAUCGAGAUUUUGAGGACGGAAGGCCAUUUGCCGCAUUUGAGCGCACCAGCGUUACUGGCUCCAGUGCUCAGGCGAGCCCUUUCACGGUAAGUUUUAGACUUAGGUAGGGGUGGGUCCAGGAAGAAAUGUAAUAAGUGAAGGGGAUGCCGACACCUGACCAAUAAUUUGUGAACCAUACGAUCCUUGGACUAAUUAAGAUAAUAUCUAUUUCUUUUUUUUUCUAAAGAGAUAAGAACACCCACGUGAUAGUCACGUGGUGACGUAUAUUCUUUUUGUUUGUUUCUUUUCUUGUUUUUCCUUUUGACUUUAUUAGUAUUUUUUUUUUAACUAUUUGGUAGUUUUUAAAGUUCUUUUGCUCUCUAUUUUCAUUUGUCUUGACAUGAAAACGUUUAUAGUGCCGUUGCCUUUCGG
Durio zibethinus is the source of this 1993-nucleotide messenger RNA. RefSeq names its product putative strigolactone esterase DAD2. The record is from RefSeq and is a predicted model, not a curated record. NCBI's taxonomy places the organism in Eukaryota, Viridiplantae, Streptophyta, Magnoliopsida, Malvales, Malvaceae.